Messenger RNA from Paramecium sonneborni, 520 nucleotides. The record is from the annotation of a GenBank genome assembly. NCBI's taxonomy places the organism in Eukaryota, Ciliophora, Oligohymenophorea, Peniculida, Parameciidae.
UAUAAAAUAUUAAUAAUUUAAAAAUUAACAUGCAGAAACCGGAAUAAGUGAUGCAAGAUUUCGCAAAUUUAUUAGAUAAAUGUAAUUGAUUGUAUAAAUUUUUUAGAUAGAAAUGAUCCUGAGGCUUGGUCAUAAAUAUACAAGGUUAUAAAUUAUAAGCCAACUUAAAAUAUUCCUAAAGGAUAAUCGUUAGACCCAGAGAAAAUUCGAGAGUUCUUAAGAUUAGGUAAACCUGGAACUUAAGAAUUUGAUCCUUAUGAUGAUAUGAUUUAUUUUGAUGACAAUAAGGUUAAAGAAAUAGUUUUAAGAUAAAACUUCUUAAUAGCAAAAGGUAGAUUAUGAUAAAAUAAUUGUUAAUAGGUUAUUUUGAUCCAAAGGCAUACUUUCCAUCAAUUAAUUUAAGUAGUUUAGAUGACACAUCAUUUGAUGAGAAAAUAAAAGGUAUUAAUUGUGUUAAUGAUUAGAAAUGCUUAAAAUACCAGAAUAGGCUGACAAGAAAAUUUGAAAAUUUAUAUCAUGU